This is a messenger RNA of Sinocyclocheilus anshuiensis, 1569 nucleotides long. RefSeq names its product ras-like protein family member 10B. Bases 327 to 1010 code for a protein of 227 amino acids. The record is from RefSeq and is a predicted model, not a curated record. The transcript is spliced from 4 exons. Gene Ontology annotation, molecular function: GTP binding; GTPase activity. NCBI's taxonomy places the organism in Eukaryota, Metazoa, Chordata, Actinopteri, Cypriniformes, Cyprinidae.
UCGGCGCGGUCCGGCGCUCUGAUUUUACGCGCAAGCGUUGAUUUUGUCUGUCUGUUUAACACGGGCGAACAUGAGGUCCACAUGACGCAAAAGAGCAGGAUAUUCCUCCAGGACAGUUUGAGGGUUACUUCUGCACCUGAAUGCGAGCAGAGAGUGAGAACUCGACGAGAAAGAUCGCGCAGGUGUUCAGCAGCCCGAACCUCGCGAAGAAUGCAACUUCUCACCUGCGCAUAAGAGGCUGCAGGCCUAUGAAUGGGACUGUGCUGUGGCCAACACUGCUUUCGGGACUUCAGUCAAGACUAUGUGCUGCCCAUGUGCCACUCUGAAUGCACUGGCCAGCUGUUUGCGAGAGCAGGGAGGGUGGGGCGGCCCACCGGGGGCGAGGUGGAAACAGGGCAAUGCCCCCUCCGUUCCGGAUCGCAGUGCUGGGAGCUCAGGGGGUGGGCAAGACGGCCAUUGUGCAGCGCUUUCUUCACGAUGACUACAGUGAGGUGGCGGUGUCCAGUAAGACACGGCGGAUGCAUCUUUCUGCCGCAGUGCUCAAUGGUCAUGUGCAUGACCUUCAGAUCACAGAUUAUCCAGCCAUCAGCAGCUUUCCUGUCAGCUCUCUACAGGAAUGGUCAGAUGUUUGCUGUCGAGGCAUUCGGAGCGCUCAUGUCUACGUUCUGGUUUAUGACAUCUGCUGUUUCGACAGCUUUGAGUAUGUCAAGACCAUGCGGCAGCAGAUCUUAGAGAACAGAGUUAUGGGCUCUGGAGAGACGCCCAUUCUGAUUGUCGGCAACAAACGUGAUCUGCAGCGAGGUCGCGUCAUCCCUCGACACAGCGUAUCUGACUUAGUCCGAAAGAGCUGGAAGUGUGGAUAUGUGGAGUGCUCUGCCAAGUUCAACUGGCACAUUUUACUGUUGUUCGGAGAGGCUCUCCGCAGCGUGGGUUGUGCCCGCUGCAAGCACGUCCAUGCCACCAUCCGUUUCCAGCGGGCGCUCAGGAGAGAGAGAUGCGUCCUAAUGUGAGCUCGCUGUUUCUCUUCUACAGAGCUCAUUCUAAAGCGGUUUAUGGCUAUGGACACUCCAUUAUUGUGUGGGCAGCUGGAAGAGCUGUGAUAACCCUCAUGCCAAGGAACUUAACAUUUGGGAGUCUAACUAUGGACAGACAGAUGUGGGCUUAUAACAGGAAGUCCCUGUUGCUUCAUUACUUAAGCCUUCAAACUGAUGUCUCCGCUUUUGGCCUGGAAGAACACAACCAACACCUCUGCCUCUUAUCUUAGAAAUCCAAACUGCCAAAAGGCUGGUGGAAGACAACUAAAUUCAGCUUUAAUAUUACGUUUAAUACACUUGCUUAUGUUCAGGCCAGGACAGCACAUAGACGCUCCUCUAUGCUUAUGAGCUUAAGGAUCUUCUAGUUCCUGCAAGCAGAAGUGUUUCCCAGCUCAGGUGCCAUAUGCAGGCACUGAUUCGGCAAUACACCACACAACACAAAUUAUACAAAGAAUCUAUGUUCUAUGGAUACUUCUGUGUUUUUAAAGGGAUAGUUCACUGACAAAUGGCAUAAUAUACUCACCUCUGUGUUGUU